CUUGUUUCAUAAACGGAUGUCGAAGCCUCCGUGCCAGUGAGUCUAUCAACGAAGUAUGUAAUUUAUAUUUGUUGUGUUAGCUUGGGAAUUGAGAGAGAGAAAAAAAAUGAAUGAUACGUCGUUGAAUCCUACGCAUAAUCCACCUCAAAUCCCUAUCGAUGGCGUGAGUGCUUAGUUCGGUCAUCAGAGUGGGGGGUUUUCUCUGAAUCGUGACGAAAAAUGGUUGCUACAUAGCUCGCAGAUAUAGUUCUCGGUGAUAUUUUAUUGUUUUUUUCGUAUUAUUUUGAUUUUAAUGUGUACCGUUGGUGAAAAUAAGUGUACAAUGGCCCAUGGAGUGAAUUCAGUUAUAAAAAGGGGUGUUGCAAAUACAAACUGUCGAAGCGAAGGCAAAGGCAUUGGAUCACGUCGUAUCUUCGCUCCUCACUUCAAGUUGCAAGUGUUAGAUUCUUAUAGAAACGAUGCUGAUUGUAAGGGAAAUCAAAGAGCUACAGCCAGAAAAUACGGAAUUCAUCGGAGACAAAUACAGAAGUGGUUGCAAGUAGAAAAUACCCUUCGUAACAGUGUUAGCAAGGAAAAAUCAGAGUGUGCGACAGAGACAAAAGCAUGUGAGUUCGAAUUGACCUUGAACGUUAACAGACAGCGGGACGACGAAGUGUUCAACAGCGGCAGCAUAAGCAUAGGAGUCGAGGCUCGGGUUCCGGCGCUAACGCAGGGCCCUUUGGCGCCCCCGUACGAUUCCCCGCCGCCUCGUCCCCUUCCUCUAGACUUUACGACUCACACUCGCUGCCACACCAGCCCGAUUGUCGCCAGGCCAGAUUCGCCCCGCUCCCCUCUGGACCCCGCAGCGCCCAUAGACCUCUCGUUUAAAAGACCUACUUCGAUGACCAUCGCACCUGUGCUAUGUUCUGCCCCGCUGACCCCACCGCACACCGCUUCUAAUCAUCAAGAUACUGCUGGCCAAAGUGUUUAUAUAAAUCUGCCUGAAUCCACAACACCUCCACAACCUCAUCCAGAUAUUUGGGACCUAUCCACCAAAAGUCUAAAAAGAAAAAGCCCCUCUCCAGUGCCAGUGGUCUCGCCAAAAUCCAUCAAAUUAUUCAAACCAUAUCUCGAUGACAUCAACCAGCCUGAAGAAGUAAAAGAAGAACCACCAUGUUGUUCGGCAGCUCUUUCAUCGCCUUCUGAAUCUUCUUAUUACAGCAAUGUUUGCGAUAUAAAAUCAGAAUACUGCAACACAUACACUCUGCACGAAUUACAACCAAAUUAUUACUACUACCCUUCAUAUGCAGCUAGUGCAGAAUAUGAAUGCAACGGUUACUGUUACGAAGAUAUCAGCUACCGACAAAGUACGGUACCUUUAAAACAUAGACAGAGUUAUAGUUUGGACUUCAAAUUAAGUGCCAUAGAUUGUUAUUAUCAAGAUUCUGUCUGUAAAGGCAACCAAAGGGCGGUUGCCACUAAGUACAACAUACACAGGAGGCAGAUUCAGAAAUGGCUGAAACAAGCUGAAGAAUUGAGACUGAAAAACGAAUCUAUGAAACAGAUCCAUGCUGCGGGAUAGAUUGAUAAAUUUACGGUUCAUUCCACAUUAAAUCAACCAAUGCAAUUUUUAAAACAAUUGUUUUUUUUUAAUAUCUGUUUUUAUAAAUGGAAAAUAUACAGUUUUUUAUGGCCAAAAAUGAAUUUAAGAAUGUUCUGCACAUUCAAGAUGUUUAUAGUAAUAUUAUCUUUUAUUUAGUAAAUAAAAUUGUGGUUAACAUUUUUCAAAAAAUACAGCAGUUUUCUAGCUUUUAUAAUUUGGAUUUGGGAAAUUCAAAAAAAAUUCUGGUGACUACUUAGUCGUUAUUUUUGUUUUUUGUUUUCGCAACGAAUGUUUUUAGAGAAAAUUUUCAAAAUUUUAUCCGAAAAAAAUAUUUUCCAAUGCAGAACAUUAAAAAUAUAGAAAUUUUAUAUGGUUGAUUUUACAUGGAACUGUCAUGUUAUAACUGAUUGUAAUCAGUGAAAAAAGCCAAGAGUCUAUUAGGUUUUAAGAAAUGACAUAUCCGACUUGUUUAUUUGCCUUACACAUAAAAUGGGUGCUAAUUUAAGAAUUAUUGCUCAGCAUAUGACAAUGUGCCUUGUUAGAUUGUAGGAGAUAAUGUGCCAAAAAAUUAACGGGAGGCAGCUGUUUGUAUACCUGAAAUUAUGCAAUAUGUAUUCUAUUUUUGAAAUUCUCUUUGUCUUCCUUAAAUUGCCAUUUUACGUUUAUGUUUGGAGUGUUACUUCCAAAUAUUCUCUUAAUUUAUUAUUUAUUUUAUUCUUGUAAGUAUAUUUUUUCCGUAGUAAGUAAUAAUAGAUUUGAUUAAAACAAGUUUGAUUUCUAUAUUUCACUACGAAUUAUGCAAUUGUUUAUGUGAUUUUUUAGGUAUAUGAUAAUCUUAAUUGAACUUUGUAGAUACUGAUUUUAUUAUUCACUAAUACAUAUAUUGUGACCUUACCUUACAAAUAGGUUGUGAAAAUAUCAUCUGAUAAAAGUCGUUUUUUAUCUUAUUGUACAUUUUCAGCUGGGUUGACCCCAUGAAACUUUUUAUAGAUAUUGUAUUAUUUUAUAUGAGAUAUUUUAUAAAUGAUAUUAAUAAAAAAU
Molecule: messenger RNA, 2623 nt
Organism: Psylliodes chrysocephalus
Lineage: Eukaryota; Metazoa; Arthropoda; Insecta; Coleoptera; Chrysomelidae
Source: the annotation of a GenBank genome assembly